UAGCCGAACUGACUGCCUUGACAUUUGCCGAGUGUCUAAAUCGCACUAUGAUUCGUGGAUUACCACGGAUCUAAUAACCCCCGCAAGAGAGCUUUUGGCAUUAGGGUGACGUUGCUGCCUGUGAGGAACCAAUAAAGGAGUUUCAGGCCAGUAGCAUGGCUGAAAGCUCCUCGUCCCAACGUUGGUCACGCGGGUAUACAUCAUUUAGACUACCCCAAAGGAAGUCCUCUACUCAAAGCAUCGUACUAAAGUUCUUCCGACGGAAGAAUGGCUCGGUACCACUUGAUGCUGGUAUAUGAAGGCGCCUUCAGACAUCUCUGAAGUCCAAUGCCUCGUUCAGUAUGCGAUUUUUUCUGACAAUUCUGACAGCUGCUAGCUCAGCUUUUGCUGCAGCGGUCUUGCAAGAUCGUUCGAGCAAUUAUGUUGGCUAUUUGAUCUCAACCUUCACGGAUGCGAAUCCCAAGGUGCAAUUUUAUCUUUCUAAUGGCAACUCGCCAUCGUCGUUUCGGUUCCUGAACAAAGGUCAACCAGUAUUAACCUCGACUGUUGGAACAAAAGCUGUGCGGGAUCUAUUCCUCGCUACAAAUAGCGCUCGAAAUAUCUGGUAUAUGCUCGGCACUGAUCUCGAUGUAUACGCCACUGGGUUCAGCUGGGAAAAGGUUCAGACCCACGGUAGCAAGGCUCUGGUCAUUUGGAGUUCGACAGAUCUCGUUAAAUGGUCUUCCUCAACGCUCGCGACCGUUGAAGACAACACAGCCGGUAUGGCGUGGGCUCCCUCUGCCGUUUGGGAUGAUUCGACAUCGCAAUUUUACGUCUUUUGGUCCGCAAGAACCUACGCUGCGUCCGAUCCUGGCCAUACAGGUAGUCCGAGUCUUGACAAGAUACGCUAUGCUACGACCAAAGACUUCAAGACUUUCUCGGCACCAGCGGACUACUAUACGAUUGCUGGGACGCCCUUGAUAGAUCAGGAAUUCCAAUACCUCGGGACAGCAGGACAUUGGGCGAGAUUUCUCAAGAACAAUAGUGGCAGUCACGUUUUGGAAGAAACUACAACAGGCGGCCUCUUCGGGAAAUGGACGAGGAAGCCGGGCUACGUCACAAACGACCGUCCUCGCGAAGGUCCCGUUUCGUUUCCUGAUCUACAGACUGCAGGGCUUUACCAUCUGUGGCUUGAUGAUACUACGACGGGUUAUCUGCCAUAUCAGACCUCGAACAUUGAUGGGGGCGCUUACACGAAGUCUAGCUAUACGAGUUUUCCGGCAGGGCUCAAACAUGGCUCGGUCACGCCUCUGACGCAGAGCGAGUAUGAUGCUGUGCUGGCGCAGUUUCCACCUGUUUAG
Paraphaeosphaeria sporulosa is the source of this 1340-nucleotide messenger RNA. RefSeq names its product family 43 glycoside hydrolase. Bases 342 to 1340 code for a protein of 332 amino acids. The transcript is spliced from 6 exons. NCBI's taxonomy places the organism in Eukaryota, Fungi, Ascomycota, Dothideomycetes, Pleosporales, Didymosphaeriaceae. The record is from RefSeq and is a predicted model, not a curated record.